CAACCGCACCCCGGGCACUGCCGUGACCCCGCCCGCGAGCACAGCUUCGGAGGGGAGAGCGGCGAGCCGCUUGGCCAGCCCGAGCUGAAGUGGGGGGCCGGAGAGCCACAUCGGCCUGGGCAGUGGGGUGAUGGGGCGUACGGCCCGCGGACUGCUCCCCCGCCGCCAUGAUGCUGCUGAGCAGGAAGCCGGAGGGUCCUCUCGCUGCAGGUUUGGAGAUGGCUUGUACGAUUCCUACAUGAGAAUAGAUCAAAUGAGGUAUUCAGAUCCAACAAAUGAAGACUGCAGCCCUUCUGGACUUCCUUCACUAGGGAGAUCUAAUGUGACUGCUAACAAGGGCACAAUGAAGGAUUAUCCUUUGACUGGGAGCCAAGUCAAAGUUGAGCAGUUGUUUGAAGACUCCGGCAAUCGAAGGAGUAGUACUCUCCAGUCAUCUGGAAUAAAUGGCUCUGAGAGGUCCUUUCCUACUCCAGCAAAAGAGAAAAGCUUAGACAACAUCAGCACCACCAAAACUAGCGGCAGCUCAUCAAAAGCACAGAAAACUGGAGGUCAGUCUGCAGAUCAAGCAUUAAAGCAACACAAACAGCAGUUAACAGCCUAUGAGCAGCAAGAAAUAUUUAACUUUUCUGAAAUUUAUUUUGUGGGUCCAAAUGCAAAGAAAAGGCAAGGAGUCAUUGGUGGCCCCAACAAUGGUGGAUAUGACGAUGAGCAAGGCAGCUAUAUUCAUGUGCCUCAUGACCAUCUUGCCUACCGAUACGAAGUACUUAAAAUAAUUGGAAAAGGCAGUUUUGGCCAAGUAGCUAAAGUGUAUGACCACAAGCACCACCAGCAUUUGGCCUUGAAAAUGGUACGCAACGAGAAGCGGUUUCAUCGCCAAGCAGCAGAAGAAAUUAGGAUUUUGGAGCAUCUCAAAAAACAGGAUAAAACUGGCAGCAUGAAUGUUAUCCACAUGCUGGAGAGUUUCACCUUUCGGAAUCACAUAUGCAUGACUUUUGAGCUCCUGAGCAUGAACCUGUAUGAGCUGAUUAAAAGAAACAAGUUUCAAGGCUUCAGCGUGUCGCUUGUGCGUAAAUUUGCCCACUCUAUACUGCUGUGUUUGGAGGCUCUUUAUAAAAACAAAAUCAUACACUGUGAUCUGAAGCCUGAGAAUAUUCUGUUAAAGCAGCAGGGACGGAGUGGAAUCAAAGUGAUUGAUUUUGGGUCCAGCUGUUUUGAGCACCAAAGAGUCUAUACUUAUAUCCAGUCUCGAUUCUACAGAGCCCCUGAAGUCAUUCUGGGAAGCCGUUAUGGAAUGCCCAUAGACAUGUGGAGCUUUGGCUGUAUUCUGGUUGAACUGUUGACUGGUUACCCUCUUUUUCCCGGAGAAGAUGAGGGUGACCAGCUAGCUUGCAUGAUGGAGCUCCUUGGAAUGCCACCACAGAAGCUUCUGGAUGCAUCCAAACGAGCCAAAAACUUCAUCAACUCAAAAGGUCAUCCUCGUUAUUGCACACUAACAACCCAGUCAGAUGGAAAAAUGACCCUGAGCGGUAGCAGAUCACGUAGGGGGAAAAUGCGUGGUGCUCCUGGCAACAAGGACUGGGUCACAGCACUAAAAGGCUGUGAUGAUGCUUUGUUUAUAGAAUUCUUAAAGGAAUGUCUUAACUGGGAUCCUUCUGCUCGAAUGACUCCUACCCAAGCUUUGAGACAUCCUUGGAUUUGCAAACGAGUACCUAAGCCACCCAGUGUGGAUAAAACAUCAGGCAAACGGAUUACUCAUUAUACAAGCUCUUUCCCAGGCAUAGGUUCCAGAUUACCCCCCGUUGUUGGGGUGGCCAGCAAGCUGAGAGCUAAUCUAAUGUCUGACUCAAAUGCCAGUAUACCUCUAUGUACUGUGCUACCAAAAUUGGUCAGCUAAUAGAGAAUUAUUGUAUUCCCAGAGUACAUACCCUGUGUUUUUAAUGAUCUCUUUGAAACCUGUAAGAUGACUAAAUGUAGAUGUCUUUUUAAAAAGAAAGAAAUAUUGAAUUUUUAUUGAACAGUAAAAUCUUGUAUAAAAAGAUGAAUCCAAACAUAAGCAUUUUAAGGGCUAUGAUUUAUCAAGUUUCAGCUGGAACGUGGUGCUUGUUACAUCACUUUUGAUAGGUCAGCACAUUUGUUUGUUCAAUGAGGUUAUGGGCUGUUGAACAGAUGGAUUUUAUAGUGCCAUUGUAAUAAAACUCAAAAACCUCUUGUCAAAAGAGCAGUCUCACUUAGCAGAUGAUUUAUUGAAAAACAGUGUGAGGAUAUUUAAAUUGUUCAUUUCAUUAAUCCACAAAUGAAUAUAUUUUACAAAUCGUACAUUUUUGCUAUGGAGAUACCAGUGUUUAAACUCUGUGUUUAAUGCACUUGGUUCUCUUUCCUGAUCCCACCAGCCUAAAUUUAUUGAAUUCACAGCUUGGCUUUAGUUUUUGAAGGUAGAAAUGUCUCCAGAAAGAUUUUCAGAGUAAGUUGCUUUAAGUUAUAGUGAAUGACGUCAUCACUGCUGGGCAAGUGCAAUUUUCAGUGCUCAACAUUAAAACUAAUGGUUUGAGGCUAGAAACACCAAGCAUUUAAUGUGAAAGAUGACAGUGUUCUAUUGUCCUUGGACAAUUCACUAACAUCCAGAUGGGUGUUUCAAAAAUUUUGUGCAGUAAACAUAUAAUGAUGUACAGCAGUGUCUGAAACCCAGAAAACUAGAUUAAGUACUUGAUGGUAAAGUAUAUGCAAGCUUGCUUUGGUGCUUACAAAACUUUUUUUUUUUUUUUGGUUAAGCCUUGUAGCAAUUUUACCUAUACUUGAGGCAUCUUAUAUGGGCAGGUGCAUCAAUUUAAUCUGAGCCAAGCUUCUUCCCACGAGGAAAUUCUGGCACUAAUGACUUGAUUUUCAAGACAUCAGUCCUGGCCAAACCAUGAAGUCUAACUAAAACUUUGAAUCUGUUUUCUGUGUUUGACUAUUCUAGGGUGAACCACUCCCCAUUGAGCAAAUUCACUUUUCACUGUGAUGGAUGCUGCAAUACUGUACUAUAAACAGAAUAUCCCUCCCUUUUCCCCCAAGUCCAUAAGUAACUGAUGUGGCGAUGGCUUUAUCUGCAGCUAUAACAUUCACUCAAAACUGCAUUUGAGUGAGUGAAUUUUUUACCCAGAUACUUACACACCAGUGCUGCUGCAUAUACUUGUGUCACUAUUGCACUUUGAUCCUAAGAAUACUCAUAUUUCAGUGGCACUUGUAAUAUGGAGUGUUGGUAAUGGCCCUUUUGACUAGGCUAGCAUUGGGAGUCUUGGGUGUUUGGGCCUGAAUUUUUUAUGGUAUGCCACAAUUAUUCCAUACAUUGGUGACCAUAGAACUAUAUAAAAGUUCUAUACAAACUGCCAUGAUUCAAAUGAAUCAUUCUACCUUCUCAGUCAUGUGGGCUGUAAUAUGGUCCCCUUAUGAAAUUGAAUUUUUAAUGUGCAAAUAUAACUAGUGGUAAGGUGCAUCUGUGACAUUUAAAUUGUCAUAUUAUAGAUUCACUAAAGUGUUGAAACCUUUCAGUUGGUUUAUGGUUAAAAGACCAUUGCUCUGUCAGUCCUUUGCAGUGGAGACUGUGUAGAGAAGGGAACUUCUAUGAAAUAAAGACAUCUCAAGUCCCUUGAAGAAGGUGUGUGUCCCUUGGUGAUGUUUAAUAGAUAGGACUGUGUUCAGGAGGAUUUAAUUAAUUCACUGGGGGAAAAUAUUUUGAUUUAAUGUUGUGUUUCCAGGGGUGAUGGUAAACUAAAGGUCUCUCGGUAAACUAAAGGUCUCUCAAGUUAACCAGUGAAGAGGGAUGGAACAUUUUAUAAUGGACUGUUUCAAAAAAUGAAUCACAAGUUCAUAUAGCACCAGUCACACUGGGCAAGUGAAUGGUGGACUCUGAAGCGAGCAUGCCAAAAUCAGUAGAUUAACAGUUAUCAGUCCCUUUUAUUCUUAAGAAUUUAAUAAUGUAAGGGAAGUGUGUACUAUUGAGCUGUCAUAACUUAAAACAUUAACAAAUAUCCCAAUAAAAUAAUUUCCAAGUAACCUGAAUUUGUUUGAAUAUGACAAAUAAACUGCAUGCAAUAGGCUUCACUGAAUGUCUUAAUCAAAUAUUUCAGUCAAAAUAUUUUUGGCUACUGGAAAAGUUAUACAGUACAAUAUGACAUGGAAUCUCCUGUUUACUAAAUAUGCUAAAUCUUGACAUAAAUAAUCAGUUUAAAGUUUACAGUUUCAAAAUUUGGGAAACCCACCUGACUUUUUAACAGGUCAACUGAUAGUGAUUGCAGAACCAGUCAAAUUUAAGGUAAACAACUUGCUUAUAGGAAGAAUCUGGGUAAAUUUGUUUUUUCUAUGCAGUGUUCUUCAGUGACAGUUGCUGCAACUUUAUGAUGGUUCAUCAUAAAGAAUUCUCAGUGAUGAUUAUCUUCCACUUUCAUUCUUCAUAUCCAUAAACCUAUAAAAUCUGUAUUGAUUCCCAAGUCACUACAUUGUGUGUUAAAAUAAUGGUCACUAAAUCAAAUAUUAAUUUACUGCACGAUGCAGUAAAUAAAAACGAACCCAGUACAUCUGAUCUUGCUUUAAAAGUAGUCACAGUUUUCACUUGCAGCUGAUUAGACCAUGUUUCUUGUAUAUAUUUGUGCAGUGUGGUUUAGAUGCUCAUUUUAAGGUCUGUACAUUGUUCUUCCUAUCUUUAGUACUUGACAUAGCAAAAUAAGCAGUAGUAUAUUGGUGUUAGUGCAGUCAUAGCUCAGUAUAACUGUCUCCUUGUUAUUCUUUUGACUCUUUACAGCCUUCUUGACUCAACCUUAGACUAUUACAUUUUUCCAAGCCAUCUACAAGCUGUCUAAAGAGAAAUUCUGUGGUGGUAAUAGUUGGGUAUAUCUGUUAAUGUCUUGUAUGGGUAACAGUGGGUGGCUCAUUUUCAUGUUUUAAAUUUCCAGGUGUGAAAUCCAGACCCCUUGGAAAACUGGAGCAAACUCCUUAAAUAAAGCCCUUAUCAGACUUUA
Messenger RNA from Sphaerodactylus townsendi, 4994 nucleotides. RefSeq names its product dual specificity tyrosine phosphorylation regulated kinase 3 (gene DYRK3). Lineage: Eukaryota; Metazoa; Chordata; Lepidosauria; Squamata; Sphaerodactylidae. Gene Ontology annotation, cellular component: nucleus. The record is from RefSeq and is a predicted model, not a curated record. The transcript is spliced from 3 exons. Bases 131 to 1894 code for a protein of 587 amino acids. Gene Ontology annotation, molecular function: ATP binding; protein serine/threonine/tyrosine kinase activity; protein serine/threonine kinase activity. Gene Ontology annotation, biological process: positive regulation of cell cycle G2/M phase transition; peptidyl-threonine phosphorylation; cytoplasmic stress granule disassembly.